This is a messenger RNA of Orussus abietinus, 1940 nucleotides long. Its product is annotated as protein FAM117B-like. The transcript has 3 exons. The annotation marks the transcript as partial. NCBI's taxonomy places the organism in Eukaryota, Metazoa, Arthropoda, Insecta, Hymenoptera, Orussidae. The record is from RefSeq and is a predicted model, not a curated record.
UUGAAAUCGAGCAUUUUGCCGCGGUAUCCGGUUCCUGCGAGGGUGUGCGUGCUCGACCGGUCGGUACGUCGAAAUUCUCUAUUUUGCGCGCAGCUGCGGUCAGCGCCGCGCGAAGCGUCAAGCGGGAGAAAGUGGAACCAUCGAGUCCAGUCGUCAGGCGAGCGGGUGCGCCGACUUCGGAACGCACCUGACAACGGGUAACUCGAUUUCCGAGCGGUCGCGCGCCGUCGUUCUCGGCUCUCGUCUCGCAGUCCGGUCGGUCCAGGUCGCUGCCUCGGCGAAAGGGUCUCGGAGCAUUCGACGCGUCCCCGGUCGUCGAGGAUCCUCAGGGACGUCAGGGGUUCGCCGGGCCGCGUAUCGGCGGGCAGAGCGAGUGCAGCGCCGCCGUUUCGGGCGUUUGCCGCAUCGUCUCGCCCCGAGCUCGACCGCGUCGCCAUCUUGAAAAAUUGAAGUGUGUAAUGUCUGUAUGUGGUAAUAGGUGGGGGACGGUUGUUAAUGUGGUGCAUUUCGAUCGGAAAAUCUGUCACAAAUGGGUGUAGAAGGAGAGGGUGCAUCACCGCAACGUCGGAGGGUUUGAGGCAGUGAAUCUGGCUGGCCUACAAUGUCCGCUAGCAUGCGGAGCACCCUGCAAACCGUUCCCGAAUCCGUGCCGGCCGACCACGUCACAAACUCCAAAGUGGGUCCCGACGAGACGCGCGGUAUAUCGAAAGCAAGGCUCUAGAGGUCCGACCGGGUCGGACGUCGAGCAGCCGAAGCCAUUUGAUCAUCGGAAACCAAUCUAGAGCCACGGAGGGACGAAAGCCCUGAGUCGCGAACCGUGAAGGCCGAAAAGCUCGACGCAUCGAACUCCGGCCGACCGGACGACUCAGCUGGAACCUCGAGUCGAGGGAACAACGAUAAGCGGACGGAACUCGGGAAUAUUUGAACCAUCUUUCGGAGUCUGGAGAACGCGGGAGAGAGCUCGAGUCAUCGACUUUACGAGGAAAGACUCCAGAGCUUGGAAACUUCGAUUCUUGGGAACUAGGGAUCGAAGAAGCCUAUCUUGGUUCCCGGAAGGAGGGCGGACCGGAGGCGCCGAGGUGAACAUCCAGGCGUUGGAAACACGUGGAACGAUCGAAUUGGAUGAAGGAACGAGUCCUAUGCUCGAGAAGAUACAACAAGAAGGUUGCGGCCCAGAAAAGAUCGUAUCUAGGAGAGGCGAUAGUCCGGUGGAAGGUUCUCGGCAUGAUCUGGCCGCGCAACAACGGAAUAGAGCAAAUAAAGGCCUAGUCCAGCCAGGAGGUGCACGUCCUUGGCGCGGCCCAAAGAUCGCGUCUAAAAGCUCUUACGGUGAACUUCCGUCUUGCCUCGUAGACUCUAGUCAGGACGUCGACUCCAGUCCCAACUUGGACCGACGACUAAAGCCUCUUUGGCUUCUUCGGCCGUGACUCGCGGGACGAGUCCGGCUUGAUUCAUCGGCCAACCUCCGAGGGGUCGGCAUAAGAGUCACCCCGAAGCGGCAUUACAAAGGACCGAGAAUAGCGCCCAACGUAGACACCGUGGCUACCCUGUACGUCAUGGAGUCCGGGGGCCACAAAGUGGCCCCCGCGCCCACCAGAGUCAGGAAGGUCGACUACAAGGGGAUGACCGACGCCGGGGGCGGCGGGGGCGGAGGUGGCGGCGGGACGCAUAUUGCAGCCACCGUGAAGAACACCGUUCGCAGACUUCUAAGGCGAACCAAGAGCCAUCGCGACGCCCCGGUCGCCAACGGAACCACCACCACGACCACGACCAAGACUACCGCCGCCGCGACCAACAUCAGGAACUCCGCCAAUGCCGCCGUCGUGGCGAACGAUGUCAGGAGGUCGCAACCCCCGCCGCCCCCGCCGCCCUCGCAGAACCAGAACAUCAUGGGAACUCGCGUCAGCAGGCGUCACUCCAGAAUCCGGACUCGACUGCAG